CGCAGUCUCCACGCAGUCGUCAUGUGUCCUGGCCUGGUGGUUUGUGGAGACAGAGAGGAACCUAAAUUUAACUCAACUAAUCACCACGACACAACACCAACCCCACCGUCUCCUUCUGGUUCGUUUACGCGGUUGUGUUCACGGGGUCACGAAUUCCGCGGGAUCUCUGGACUCGACCCGGCUUUCUUCCGCGUCAAAAUAUAAACAAAAAGAAACAUGAAUGGACUUUAUUUUGAAGUGAAACCCACAAGGAAUAUCUCCCGUGGGGUUCAUUUAUCUUCUGAGUACAAUCCAUCCAUUUCUUCUGAGACGACUUGUGACGAUAUGAUGGAGGAGGCAGUGGAGGAAGCGCAGUACAAACUGACAUUAAUCGGCUCUCUCCCGGUCCAUCGUAUGACCACCAUGGCGAUGCUACCCUGGGUGGUGGCCAACAUUAGCAGGUCACAGGAGCCCGGUCCAACUGUGUCGCUACGCGUGUCGCCGUCGUGGGUGCGAUGUGUUUGUGUGCGGACCGAAGGGCUGCUCUGGGACCCCCUGACGCACACUGUGCUGUUUGAGUGCCCACCCCACCAGUUGACCAAGCUCAUUCACAAUAGCCAGGAGCCCAGCAGUUUUGGAUGCCUGCUCAGAGAUGCUCCAUCCUGUGCCUGUUACGUGUUCAAGUGUCAGGACAGCAACAAGGUCCCUGAAAUCAUCAGUACACUACGGCAAGCUGGCAAAAGCUCUGCACGCAAUGAUGAUGCUUUUACCAUUCCCAACAAGACCUUGGCAGAUCCUGGAGACCCCAAGCCAUUGGAAACACACAUCACCUUUUCUUCUCUUCCCGCAGCAGGUUCUGUGGCGAACAACCCUGCCCUGUCCCCGACAACCUUUGCCAAAAAGUUUGAGGUGCUCUUUUGCGGCCGUGUGACUGUUGCUCACAAGAAGGCCCCCCCUGCUCUAAUUGACGAAUGCAUUGAGAAGUUCAGCCAGCUAGCUCAGGGCUCAGGGACCACUAAAAAAGGGGUAAAUGCCGGGGGAUUAGUCGGUGGACUGAAGAGGGCAUUAGCUUUCCAGUCUAACGGACUGGGGAGUCCUACUUUAGGUAAAGGUGCUACCGGGAGCCCCACCAACGGAAAACGGCCAUUGCUUUUCAAACGGGACCCCAGCUUCCCAUCUCUGCAGGCCCUGGAUGAGAAUGGACUCUCACCAGAGAUCUCUCAUGCCAAAACUACAGAUGCACUCACUUACUCACCUGGGGUGCAGCCCACCAGCCUGCAGGAGAACAGGACCAUGCUGUUUACGGUGGGCAGAUCACAGAUCUUUUUGGUUAGUCCAGACACUAAGAAGGUUGCCAUCGAAAAGAGUUUCCGUGAAAUCUCUUUCUGCUCACAAGGUAUUCGCCAUGUGGACCACUUUGGCUUUAUUUGCAGGGAGACUGUGGAAAGAGGAAGCUGCCACUUUGUUUGCUAUAUAUUUCAGUGUACGGAUGAAUCUCUGGUGGAUGAGAUCAUGCUGACCUUGAAGCAGGCGUUCUCCGUAGCAGCUGUGCAACAGAAUGCAAAAUGCCAGAACCAGCAGUGUGACAGUUGCCCCAUGCUGCAGCUCCACAAGCUGUGUGAGAGAAUAGAAGGUCUCAAUGCGUCUAAAACCAAACUAGAGCUUCAGAGACACCUGGCUAAUCUGGACAGCCAGGAUCAAGCUGCAGUUUUUGAGAGUACUAUGAGGUCUCGUCCUAAAAGCGAACAGGAAGAAAAUGAGCUUACAAUGGCAUCUUUGAGGAACUUGUAUGAGGAGAGACAGAGGAUUCAUCAUCACACUCUGCCAAAUGACUCCAAGCAGAAUGAUGAGGCAGCGGCCGCUCCAGUUGAGGUGCAGCAACAAACUAGCAGUCGACAGCGUCUUGAACAGUUUAAGAGUCGAGCGAAACGCUCGCUAACAGAGUCCUUAGAGGGUAUAUGGAAGGGAAGCAGCAAGGCUGUUGCUCUGAGGGGCAACAGUGAAAGGAGCCAUAGUGUAUCCUCCAUUUCUACUGUCAAUAGCCAGGACCAGUCCUGCCUGGAUGACUCCCGAUCUAAGUCAUCCCAAUUGCACCCCACCAGCUCCCUCAAGUGCCACAACUCAACAGGAGACCUGAAGCACCUUGACCCCUUUGCUUCCCCAUCUUCCUCCCCCUCCUCCUCUUUACCAGGUGAUGGCCAGCCAUUAGGCUUCCGGAAACGAGCCAGCACCUUCAGCCACCCACCUACACCCUCCUCAGCAGAUGAUUCACCGGCACGCACUUUAACACAUACGCCACAGCAGGAGCCUGCAGCUGCUUCAAAACCCAAGCUCUUACGACACUACUCUGUCAGCACUGACACGCCACACCGAAACAAACGUAUUCCAUCCAACACCGCCCUUCCUCCCGUUCCUUACUGCUCUUCAUCCUCCUCUGCUCUGCUCCUUCCUUCCUCCCCUUCAACUGGAGCAAGGCUCAGUAAAAGACGUCCUCUGGGUGGACUACGUGCUCGACUCCACGCCUCAUCCUCUGUUCCUAAUUUUUUGAAAUUUCAAUUUCUGGCUCCUGUCGAAGAAAAUGACAGCACAGAAACAAAGAGCAGAGAUGGAGCAGCCCUCUAUUUAUCAAGUACAGAAUAUGAAGUUGGGGAAAGCCCUCUGCGUAGUCACCGACACUCCUGGAGGCAGCAGAUCUUCCUGCGAGUUGCAACCCCUCAGAAAAACACAGAAGUCAAUGAGCGCGGAGACAAUCUCGAUGGGGGUUGGGCAUGUGGAGGCCAAGUUGUCGGUGCAGGAAAUGUGGACUUGCCCAUGAGGGCUCUCCCCGUAGAGCGAACCAGAAGGAGCAAAGAGGAGUUGAGGGAACUAUGGAGAACAGCCAUUCUGCAGCAAAUCCUCCUGCAAAGGAUGGAACGAGAGAACCAGAAAUUGCAGGCUUCUGAGAGUGAUUUGCAGAACAAGCGUCUCAAGCUGGACUAUGAGGAAAUCACUCCUUGUCUCAAGGAGGUCACGUUGGUCUGGGAGAAGAUGCUGGGAACUCCUGGAAGGGCAAAGGUCAAAUUUGACCAUGAAACCAUACAUUUGUCAGUUGCACAAGGGGUGCCGAGGCAGCAUCGAGGAGAGAUCUGGAAGUUCCUCUCUGAACAGUACCUGCUCAAGCAGACGGUCCCCUCCCGUCCACCGACCAAUGAUACGCCAUACAAAGAGCUGCUCAAACAGCUGACCUCACAACAGCACGCCAUCCUUAUAGAUUUGGGUCGCACUUUUCCCACUCAUCCCUAUUUCCAAGCCCAGCUGGGUGCGGGACAACUGUCUCUAUAUAAUAUCCUCAAGGCCUACUCGCUGCUGGACCCUGAGGUGGGAUACUGCCAGGGCUUGUCCUUCAUUGCUGGAGUUUUGCUGUUACACAUGGGGGAAGAGGACGCCUUCAACAUGCUCAAAUUUCUCAUGUAUGACGUCGGCCUCCGCAAACAGUACAGGCCCGAUAUGAUUAUCCUGCAGAUUCAGAUGUACCAGUUGUCACGUCUGCUCCAUGACUAUCACCGGGAUCUCUACAGCCACCUGGAGCAACAAGAGAUCGGGCCCAGUCUGUACGCCACGCCAUGGUUCCUCACCGCUUUUGCCUCACACUUCCCCCUCGGCUUUGUAGCAAGAGUCUUUGAUAUGUUGUUCCUCCAGGGGCCAGAGAUCAUCUUCAAGGUGGCCCUGAGUCUCCUGGGGAGCCACAAGCCUCUGAUCUUGCAACAUGACAGCCUGGAGUCCAUUGUGGACUUCAUCAAGACCACACUGCCCAACCUGGGCCUGGUGCAGAUGGAGAAAACCAUCAAUCAGGUUUGUGAGAUGGAUGUGUCCAAACAGCUUCAGGCGUAUGAGGUGGAGUACCACGUCUUGCAGGAUGAACUCCUGGACACGCCCCCGACCCUCAACCAACAUCAGCGCGCUGCACAGCUGGAAAGGACCAAUCAGAGCCUGCGACAGCAGAACCUUGAUCUCCUUGAGGAGCUGCAGGUCUCGUAUGCUCGGGCGUGCAGCCUCGAGAGUCGAGUGGCGGCACUGGUACAGUCAGAGAGCAAGUUAAAGGAGCAGGUUUCUUCCCUGGAGGUGGAGAAGCAACAGCUGGCAAGCACGGCCACGCGUCUCCAAAACCUGCUCGCCAGCCUGGGCAUACAAACGACUCCCGAUGGCCAUAGCCUGCCCCCGGCCGACGCGGAAUUACACGCACCCCAAAUCACAGCGGGAGCCACGGUGGGUAUGCAAGGAAGUCAUGAGGAUUGGACUGUGGACUCCCUAGUGGAGAAGGUGGUCACUGGACAAGGGGAGACCUGAUUCUCGAUGCAUUACACCCUCUGCUUUAGCUCCAGGCCUCUCAGAUUAAAAGCGGAGCAGGUCAGAGACAGGAGCAUCGUUUCGAAACCUCUUGUGUGAUAAACCAGCAUGUGAUUCAACCAGUUUGUCCCAAAGAUAGCACUGCUCCCCCCAACUCCCAAAUGGUCCUCACCUUAGCACUUGUACUGUGAGUUACAAGAAGCCAGCACACCAUGCGAGCCAUUUGUUCCCAAAGAGUGUAAAAGUGAGCACGUGUACGACUGAAGAAUUGAAUUUCACUCAUAAAGCAUUGAAGAGUCCAGAAAGACGCAAGCUAAAUGAUGUUGGCUCGUGCAUUUGAUAUUUAUGUUACAAGAAGAACAAUAGUCUGCAGUUGCGUCUUCAAGUCAGACUUUCUCUUUUUUUUUUUUUUUUUAACUUAAAAUGUCCUCGUGAGCAUGACCCUUUACUGUAUUGGUUACACUGUAUCCCUUCCACCAGACCUGCCGUCUCAAGCCAUGUAUGCGAGUGAGUUUGUGCACUGGUCGCAGCAAUCAGUUUGCGUUACACUGUAAACAUAUUUUAUCCUCUGCACCUGUUUUGUUUUGUUUUAACUGAUUAUUCUAUUAUUGCUAAUUUACACUUAAAUAUAUUCAAUAUCAUUUCAACACAAACCUGUUUCUUUGUGGUUGUGUGUAAAAUGUUCUCACGGGUGUCACACGUGCUUAAAGAUGGUGUUUGUAUCCCUCUUGUCUAAACACGUCAAGUCAGUAAACACUACGUACCUCAUAUAAUGAUUGAAUACAUGGCAAGAAAACUGCAGGACGCACAGCAUUUAAAGAGUAAACGUGCGCUGGUUUCCAGGAAUUCCUCGUGGUUGAAAGAAGAGUGGGGAGAAUGAGCGUGUCGGCACAAGUUGUCUCUUUGUUAGUGUGUGCCGCACAACUCUACCAGCAGAAGAAUACAAUAGGCAUCGGUAGAAUUUCAAGAUUUCACACUUAAUCGCAGCUUAAUUUCUAGAAAACUGGCCCCGGGGAAUUUCUGGAAAAUGUGUUUAUUUUCUCGAAUGGCCAGUAAUGGUGAAGAUAAAACAACAUGCCCAAUGUGGGUAUUUGUCAUUUCUCAUCGAGGUUGAAUGCACUUGCCCUGCAAGUUGGGAUUCUUUGCACUUUUUUGUAGUGGCCAGUUGAUUAUUUUAUUUGUUUUCAAUGGUUUUGUUGGUUCACAAUUAAAGAGCAUUGCCUGCUUUCUAUAUGUUCAGUUUCAGUCAAAGUCUAUUACGUUAAUUUCAGCAUAUAAAAAUUGCCUUUAGUGGAUUUCACACAACAAAUGUGUUAACAUUAUUUCCGCUUGGAUGCGUGAUUGAUGUUGGCCUUGAGGUGAUGAUGAGAAAGUCUUGGCAGGGAAGUGUGCAUGUGUGUGUGGGUCACCCAGGACAUUGCCCCACGGCUGCCGAAGCUCAUGUUUCCUCAUACUCGCCAGAAGUUGCGAUGUCUCACAUGCCCGAACUUCUAGUUAACAUGUUGUCCUUGCGUAACGUUCAUUGAUGCCCACGUGCCAUUUGAAUACAGAUGCUGUACAUGUAUAAACAGAGUGCUUCUUGUUUUGGACUGAUGUGAUUUGAGAGCACGAACUCACCCUUCACCAUUCUCUGGUUGUUAUGCAUGUCACGGAAGCAAGAAUCAUUUCAACUGCAAGUUUGUUAAAGAUUCAAAUGAAAACCUCGGAACUCUUUGUCAUGAGCAGCGCACUGCGCCUUUGUGAAAUGCGCUAACUCCUCAGUGACUACGGCUACACAGAAAGGCAAAACUGCGGACUUUUGUAAGAAAAUUGUCAUGGAUCAAACCCUUGUGGAUUUUGCUGUUCAGCUCCUUGUUAGAAAGCAGCCCGCAAUGCAAAAAGUACCGAAACAUUCAUUGAGUGGACUGUUGCAUUCAGAAGUUUGGAGAAGGUCAAAUUUAGUUCAUUUCUAAAUGUACUUACCGGUACUCAGUAGGAAAUCUGGGGCUGUUUUGCGAAACACAAUGCUGUUAUUUCACUGUCGGAAACGCGACAGCCGCAUACACAGGUUAAUUGUUCCAUCUGUCAUCUAGUAGAAGAGCAUUUCAUUGUUCCACCUGUGUCCCUGCAUGCAGCUGGCAUUGAUAAAUGAACAAAAGUACAUUGUUCCCAGGAAAUAAAUCACAAUUUCCUGACCCAUUAGGUGAAAGUGGAUUAUGUCCAAGUUAAUGUGAUGUGGCACAUUGCUUGGGAAUCAGUGACCUGCGCAACCAGGUUGACGUCUAUGUUAAAUGUGGGAUGCCGUAGAGAACGUGUCAUGGUAAAUCAAGCAUUGAGAAAAGUUGGCGUGAGCUCAAAGUAGGCAGCAAGGAAAUGACCAUUGAGAUCAACAUAAACAACAACAAGGCACGUUCCUUAAGCAUUGAGCAAUGUCAUCGUCAAACGACUGUCAACGUGACACAUUAACACGUGCAUGUUUUCAUUAUUGCACAGGACUCAGGAUGUGGCACUUUUUAAUUUUUUUUACAUUGUGAGAUUUUUAGCUAGGCCAAUACAUGACAAGAAUUUACUGUGCAAUCUGCAGAGAGUAGCUCCUAUUCCAUCACUUGAAGACCAUUUGCUCUCCGGAUUAUCCCAUCUUUGUGUCACGUCAGUUUUGUCUGUCAAGAUGAUAUUUAUGAAAGGCGUGCAUCAUGUUAGUGAAUAUUUCUAGAGAGAUUUAAUGUUUUGUUGUGGAUGAACUUUGUCGUGGCGUAGAACAAUGGCACUGCAUUGUACAAAGGAGCUGCUCCUGAUUUUUUUUUCCAGUGGGUUCUCAUUAAGUUUCAUGUUUAUUCAUGAGAUGCUAAAUGGAAAAUAUUAAAUGAAAGUGAAAAUAAAUUGCCCCAAAAUGAAUUCUAUUCUUAUUGGCCGACGGGGUCACCCCUCUAAUCGGUCAAUUCUUGUUUGUGACUUCUUCACAACACUUUCCCAUUUCCAACUCUUGUACCUUCCCUGUGGACUUUCAAAUGGACGGAUGGCUGCGAGUUGUCAUGGCAACGUUGUACGUGGCCAAGAGGUGGACACGCAGGCACAUUGUCGUGAUCUUGCUGAGUCACACACGGACACAUGGCCGCAGGGAGGGAUGAGGUUGCACACACAUUUGUGUGUGUGUGUGUGUUAGGGUGUUACUGUUUGUCGGGGAAGGUCAGGCGCCACAGUUUGGGUGUGACCGCCUGUGUCCUGUCAGCACAUCCAGCAUCCACAAAAUGUCUCUCUCUUUCUUCUCCACCCUUCCUCAGAGCCAGGGUGUAACCAGGACUCCACUUGUCACUUAUUCACAUCUGUAACUGGCCAGGAAGGAGGGUGGGGGGGUCUCUUUUUGUGUGUUUGUGUGUGUGCGUGCAUGCCUGUAUGUGUUUUCUUCUCCUGACCGGACUCUAUAGACUCCAAGGUUUCCCGUAUAGUGACUGAAAUUUGGAGCCUCAAACUCACUUUUGUGUGUGGGCCACAUUGUAGUUACUUUUUUCCUGCGAGUUCCAUUAUUUUUGUUUGUUAUCUUUAAUGGUCUUUUCAUCUUAUUACGGACAAUAUACAGUAAACAACAAAAUGAUGAAUCACAAACUAAAAUCAGAAUGUCCAACUUUUGUUCAAGUUACUGGAGUAGAAAAUGCUUGCACUAGCUCUCCGUUAUUUAUUACGAAUGACAAAUUUUUGGUGUGUCGAUUUUAGCAAGCAUCAUGGAAGCAGACAUGCUUGCUUUGCUUUAGUGGACCACAUAAAAUGAUGUAUCCCUGGGCCUUGAGUUUCACACCUAUGCUCAAUGUGUAUAAAUAGUACUCAUACAUUUUUUUUACUGUACUUUGGAGGAAGGGAGGUGGGGCACAGACAAAGAGAGAGAGAGAGAUUGUGAGUGACAGCAAGCUGGUUUCUUACACAAUAAAGCUGUCGGUUCGUUAUUUCUGAAGCCUGAGGAGGAAGCGCUACUCCCCACAGGGCGGGGAGGCAAUUCAAUGAGACACCACCCAGCCCAUGCGCGCGCGCACACACACACACACACACACACACACACACACACACACACACACACACACACACACACACACACACACACACACACACACACACACACACACACACACAGGCAU
Molecule: messenger RNA, 8411 nt
Organism: Hippocampus zosterae (dwarf seahorse)
Lineage: Eukaryota; Metazoa; Chordata; Actinopteri; Syngnathiformes; Syngnathidae
Gene: tbc1d1
Product: TBC1 (tre-2/USP6, BUB2, cdc16) domain family, member 1
Exons: 23
Coding region: 217-4305 (1362 amino acids)
Source: RefSeq, a predicted model, not a curated record